AUGUCGUUCCGCUACACGAACCAUCUCGUGGCAACCCUUAAGCACCGCCUCUUCCUCGAAGCGGCGCACCGGCAGCUGGUUCGCCAAACCUUUACCGGCGUGUGCAAUGGCAUCGAGGUGACCUGCACCGCGUACGGCUCCGUGGUAGGCCUGAGGAUGCUGGAUGGGGCGGUAUGGGAGCCGCACUACCAGGUCGCGCCAGACACAGAGUCCGAGGCGGCAGCAGCAGCAGCCCCAGCCGCCGUCUCUCCGUCGCGCCCCUCGUCGGCCUCGUCCUCCUCCACCGCGAGCGGAAAGACGGGGAUCGACCUGGUAAAGCUGUCCGCCAGCAUCCAGGCUGCCACGUGGCAAGCGAUAUGGAAAGUGCGAGCGGCGAAGGAGGAGGCACACAGCCGCUCGCUUCGCCGAAACCCGCAGCUGCUCGCGGAGGCGAAGCUGCGCGACUGGUAUGAGCAAGACGCGAACACGCUGCACCCGCGGCCUUUUGAUGGCCUGAAGAACCUCCAGGCAACGGAGUGGAUGCAGGCAGUGCGCUUCGGCGUGCCGCAGCCGGCGCGCUACCGGCGCGCCAAUGCGGCACCCAAAGACGCAGGGGAAGGUGGCGAUGGUGCGCACACGGACCAGAAGCCCUGCGAGACGAUCAUGGUGCUACGGGACGAGGACUGCGACCCCGCCAACAUCCCGAUCGGCUCCGUCCAUCCGCUCUUCGCACCGGGUCUGCUGCAGCUCGAGCUGGACCCUAACAUUGCGACGAACGGCGGCAGCCGCAUUGAUGAGUUGUUUGUGCUGAGCGAGCAGCGGAAGGAAAUGCGCCGUGACGAGGAGGCCUUCUGGGAGCGUGUCGAGCUCAUCCGCCGCAGCCAGCUUGCCACGAUCCCGAAGGGUGGCGUAAAGCGUGGCUACGCGGACAUGGCGGAUACGGUGCAGGACAACAUCGAAGAAAAGGUCCAGCUGCGCUUUACACAGUGA
This is a messenger RNA of Leishmania mexicana MHOM/GT/2001/U1103, 969 nucleotides long. RefSeq lists its product as hypothetical. The record is from RefSeq and is a predicted model, not a curated record. The coding region runs from base 1 to 969 and encodes 322 amino acids. The transcript has a single exon. NCBI's taxonomy places the organism in Eukaryota, Euglenozoa, Kinetoplastea, Trypanosomatida, Trypanosomatidae.